Molecule: messenger RNA, 336 nt
Organism: Necator americanus (New World hookworm)
Lineage: Eukaryota; Metazoa; Nematoda; Chromadorea; Rhabditida; Ancylostomatidae
Exons: 1
Coding region: 1-336 (111 amino acids)
Source: RefSeq, a predicted model, not a curated record
AUGCUGACUUCGUUGGACCGAUGGAAAGAUGAUACCAUCUACUUAUUAUGGAGAUUACUCCAAGUGGCCGGAAAUCGUCCAGAUGUCAUCGAUCUCCUCAAUCUCGCCGCCAGGGACUACAGAAACUCACGUCGUCUCAGUUCAUUUCAUUCUGCCGUUCCCUUUGUGGACAUCUUCAAAAGAGGACUCGCCAAGCUGAAGGGGGAGGAACCAACCGUGAACGCACUACAUACGUUUCUGAUGGCAUAUCGCUCCACUCCCUACCCGUCUGCACCUGACCAGCGUUCACUUGCCGAAACCUUCCUGGACGCCGACUGCGAACGGAAUUCAAUCUAA